AUGAAGCUAACUCCAGAUUUACUGGCCAAUUCCAUAUCUCGUAUCAAUGCACUCAAGGAUCGCGAGCUGGUGUUAAGAGACAACAAGAUCUCUGCCAUCGAGAAUCUGGGUGUCACCAAGGAUCUUAAUGAUGCGAUUGACUUCACAAAUAAUGAUAUUCGACAACUGGGUAACUUCCCUCGUAUGCUACGAUUAAAAUCAUUGUCAUUAGCCAACAAUCGCAUCAGUCGCAUCGAUUCACAACUUGUUGAUUAUAUCCCGAACUUGGCGACGCUGGUUUUGACAAAUAAUAUGAUCCAAGAACUGGGCGACCUUGAACCACUGACCAAGUGCGGCAAGCUCGAGUACUUGUCCCUUUUGGAUAACCCAGUUACCAAGAAACAGUACUAUAGACUGUACAUCAUUCACAAAAUCCCUUCAAUCAGAGUAUUAGAUUUCAAGCGAGUUCGAAAGACGGAGCGAGAAGAGGCAAAAGAGACGUUCAAAACCGAUGGUGGUGAAGAGAAUGAAUUGGCAGUAACAAUUGGCGAGACCAAGAGCAAAACGUUCGAAGUGGGCGAUGGUAUCCAAGACGAUGCAGAUCACAGAAAAUCCAACGCUCCAGGACUGUCUCCUGAAGAGCAAGCUAAAAUAAAGGAGGCACUUAAAAACGCAACAUCAUUGGAGGAAAUGCAGCGUUUGGAGAAUCUGCUGAAAUCCGGUCAAGUUCCUGGUGACAAGCGGAGAGGCGUUGCCGCGGCCGAUGCAAUGGAGGAAGACGAAGAGUAG
Umbelopsis ramanniana AG is the source of this 768-nucleotide messenger RNA. RefSeq lists its product as uncharacterized. Gene Ontology annotation, cellular component: U2 snRNP. Gene Ontology annotation, biological process: mRNA splicing, via spliceosome. NCBI's taxonomy places the organism in Eukaryota, Fungi, Mucoromycota, Umbelopsidomycetes, Umbelopsidales, Umbelopsidaceae. Gene Ontology annotation, molecular function: protein binding; U2 snRNA binding. The coding region runs from base 1 to 768 and encodes 255 amino acids. The transcript is spliced from 5 exons. The record is from RefSeq and is a predicted model, not a curated record.